CCUCAACGUAAUGGAAAUCAGAUCUAAUAACCGACGGUUAAAUGAAUCAAAACACCUUAGAAGAAAAGUAGUUUUUGUCGAUCCAGACGACCCUGAUGCUCCUCACUGGUGGCCGGCCUUAUAUCCAGGUGAAGGAGAAAGCCUAGUUUGUUAUUUCGAAGAUGGUUCUUAUUCUAUAGUACCAGAAAAGGAUCAAAAGCCAUUUGACCCAAAAAUUGAACCGUAUACAACAUAUAUGGAGGGUCCAAAUUCUGAAGCCUUUCAAAAAGACAAAGCUGUUACUUUGGCAACGCUUUAUUUUGAAAAGGGUGUGGUACCUCCCGUGUUUAAGUGGAUUCGUAAUGAGGAUACCUCUGGUGCUAAUGUAAGCACUAGUAUCCCCGGUUCCAAUGGGAAUAAUUUAUCUGAUGGUCCUAAUGCUGGGGACGAAGAUUCUACCAUUGUUACAAAAAGACACGUACGAAAAGAAAGUGCUAAUAAUG
Messenger RNA from Racocetra fulgida, 482 nucleotides. The record is from the annotation of a GenBank genome assembly. Lineage: Eukaryota; Fungi; Glomeromycota; Glomeromycetes; Diversisporales; Gigasporaceae.